Molecule: messenger RNA, 474 nt
Organism: Exophiala spinifera
Lineage: Eukaryota; Fungi; Ascomycota; Eurotiomycetes; Chaetothyriales; Herpotrichiellaceae
Exons: 2
Coding region: 1-474 (157 amino acids)
Cellular component (GO): nucleus
Molecular function (GO): DNA binding
Source: RefSeq, a predicted model, not a curated record
AUGGCUGACGCAGACUGGGAUUCCGUCACCCGCAUUGGCAGCAAAGCCCGGGGUCCCGGCGCGGGUGGUGUCGACCGCGAGCGUGUGGUCAAGGGCAAAUCAGCUCUCAAUGCCGCAGCUCGCUCAGGUGCAAUCAUUGGAACCGAGAAGAAAUUCGCAUCUUCCAACACGAAAAGCAACGUCGAAGGCCAGCAUCUGACAAAAGUCGAUCGCGAAGAUGACAUCGUCAAGCCCAAGUACGUUUCGAAAGAGAUUGGCAAACUCAUCAGCCAGAAGCGACAAGAGAUGACUCCGAAGCUGUCACAAUCCGACCUCGCCAAAAAGAUCGGAGAGGAUGCCAAAACCAUCCAGGGCUUCGAGAACGGAACUGCCGCUCCCAACCAGAAGGUGUUUGACAAGCUCGAGAAGGCCCUGAACGUCAAGUUAAGAGGUACCGACAUUGGAGCGCCCAAAUUCGCACCCAAGAAGAAAUGA